CUCUGCGGAGGGGUUUUUUGGGGAGCACCGGAGGCAUGCUGGCAGGUUGCAUGUGGUUCUUACCUGACCAUCUGGACCCCGCAACGCUGCGCUUGGUCAAAUGGACCUCAAUCUGGAAUACUGGCAGAGCAACGGGAAGACUUUCCUGAGCAGACUGCGCCUUUGGUUGAGUAUUCUAGACCCUACAUUCAUCCUGUCAUCUGAUGCUGAUAUUGAGAAAGCUCGCUCUCUGCUCAGGAGUGAGGAGAAGGAACAGAAGAAUGGAAAAGUUGAUGAUGCAUGGCUGCUAUCUCUAUCAUCUUUCCAUACUGACACUGGAUCAUUGAUUUCCCCCAUCUUUCGACCUCAAGCCUACAUGCCUAUAUCAUUGCCUUUGGUUUUAGCAAGUUUUAUGCCCCAUAAAGGAGUCAAGCCCACCUUGUUCUGGCAUUUUUUGCUUCAGAGUUACAGUGCAGGGUUCAACCAUGCCAACAGGAAUGCAACAGCUACAUCGGAAAAGAAAACGACACUGAAUCAGUCCCUUCUCAUCACUGGAACAGUUACUUAUGCAGCAGUUGCAGGGGCCCUUCCUCAAAUUAUACUCUGGCACCUGCAGGCCAUCAGUGCUGCAGCUCAGGUCUUCUGUAGGUCGGUGCUCCCCAUCCCACUGUCAGCUGGUUUGGCUGCCUUCAGUGUGUUGGUUGUGAGAAGUGAGGAAUCGGAGAAUGGAAUACAGAUUUUUGAUUCUAAUGGGAAUUCUGUUGGUGUCUCAAAGGAAGCUGGAGCCAAGGCUGUAAAGGAAACUGCUAUAUCUCGAGCAACCCUGUUUGGUACAACGACCACAGUCCCUAGCUUGCUGCAUUUCCUUCUUAAGAGGGCAAAGUUCAUGCAGAGGAACCCAAUGCUAUUUGCUUCUGUUAGACACAUUAGUACUGUUAUUGUUUUCGGAUUGAUGAUCCCUGUAUCCUUUAGUCUUUUUCCACAACUUGGCAAGAUUAAAAAGGAACACCUAGAAAAAGAGUUGCAUGCCUUAACAAGCGAUGGAGAACUCUUUUACCACAGAGGACUGUAACCAGCACAUCAGAACCAACACUGGCAAGAUGGUGAUGCAUCUACACCAACCCCUGUGCGUAGCAUCUUAUUGUAGACAUCCUGUGGUCCUUCCCAGUUAUAUUCCUGCUUAUGAUUUCAUCUAAAGGGUUUUGUACAUUGGACUGGAGAAUGCAUUUCACAAAGUUAUUAUAUACAAUAAAUCAGAAUGCUUGACAAAAAAGAUUCUAAAAGUUUGAUUUAAUAUCUGGGCAACACUGGAGUGUAUUUAACAAAAUAAUGUUGCUAUUGCUGUUAACACCAUGCAAAUGAUAAUUGCCUUAAAACUCAUAUUGCUGUUAUCAAUAUUAUUUAUGUAACCUUUUACAUUAGAGCACAAUUUUGAUAUUAGUGAUCACUGCUAUGUAACUGAUGGUGAGAAAAACAGCAUAAAAUGAUAUUGUAUCUGAACAUUUAAGAAAAGUACAUAUAGAAUAUAUAUAUAUAUAUAUAUAUUUUUUAAAGCACACCCUAUGAAAGCACUCUGUAUCUUUGUGUAGUCCUGGUGUAUUCCGGCACAAGACAUCACAAGUAAUUUAAGGCCAAUUAAAGGUGCUCCCCUUUAAAGACAUUUUUA
This is a messenger RNA of Electrophorus electricus (electric eel), 1645 nucleotides long. RefSeq names its product sideroflexin 4 (gene sfxn4). Gene Ontology annotation, cellular component: mitochondrial inner membrane. Gene Ontology annotation, biological process: mitochondrial transmembrane transport; monoatomic ion transport. Gene Ontology annotation, molecular function: monoatomic ion transmembrane transporter activity. The record is from RefSeq and is a predicted model, not a curated record. Lineage: Eukaryota; Metazoa; Chordata; Actinopteri; Gymnotiformes; Gymnotidae.